AUGAAUGCCGGAUCAGUCAUGUUCCUCUUCAAGCACCUGGAGUGGCCACUUCAUAGGCUCCUGCCAGUAGCUGCCGAGUCGCUUGUUGAUAUCCCGGAUCAGGAAGACACCCGUGUCGCCGAACAUCCAGUAUUUCCUCGCCCGGUGCACCAGGACCCCGUAGUAAGCCAGAAUGAUGAGAGCCUCCGCCCUGUGCCUCCUCAGGACGUCGCCGAACUCGACGGACACCACCACGCUGAAGCCGGUGACGGCGUGGGGCAGGUCGGGACGGGGCAGUCUCCCGCUGAGAUCGAACGCCCACUGCAGAGUCUGCACCGCCCUCUGGCAGGCGUCGAUGCUCUGGGAAUCCAGAUCCGAGGCAUCGAGGAGCGCUCGCAAGGGCUCACACUCCUUCCCGUGGCACGGCUCUUGGGGAUAUUGGAGGGUUGUGAGGCUCAGUAUUGGCAGCAGCUCCGACUGAAGAAGCAUCUCCCACGUUGGGAGGACCACCGUACGGAUCCCCUUGUGGAGAUUGAUGCAAUCAAUGAAGCGGUCUAUGAACUCCUGAAAGUCGGAGCGGUUGUACGCCAAGGUCUCGGCCAAUACGUGCAGACCAAGCAAUGCGGCGAAGAGAAACCGCGGUGCGGCAUACAGCAUGUCGUCGGAAGAGGGACUCUUAGUGUCCUUGGUGAAGUCGGCCAGGGCUCUCGUUUGGAGCUCCGUCGCCUGGUGCCGGUACUUGGCUGCCGACUCCGGCUGCUGGUGAGCCUUGUGUAUGGCCGCAAACGCGAGAAGCUGGUCAAUCAGAUAGGGGCACUCCACGGUAUGGCGUAUGGAGAUGUCGACGACGCGUGUUGUCUGGCCGUCACCCAGCACCUCGUUCUCCAUGGACGUCUCGACGUGAUGGAGGAGCAUCAGAUGCUGGGGGAGACUGGGGCGGCCACUGCGCCGGUGGACGCAUCUGCUGAGGUUGAGGAGGUUGAGGCCGCUUCUCUGGGACGGGCACUGGCGACGGCCCUGCUGCUCUGGCUGGAGCGGGAUAGGAGCAUGCUCGCUCGGCCAUGGAGCAGUUUCUACAGGCUGGGCGCGCUUCAUCGCAGCGCAUAUGCCUCCGUUUGCACUCAGCGCAUCCAUUACGCGACUUUCGGUGCGAUCGCCGCUGCUUCGUGGUGCUACUACCGCCCGACUUUGGUGUUGACCUGUCUCCCCCUCCGUCAGGCGUCCCCCCUCCAGAGUCGCGCUCUGCCAUCUCGGAACGAUCCCUCUAUCCGGUUUCUACUGGAGAUGUUGCAAUAG
Messenger RNA from Clonostachys byssicola, 1275 nucleotides. The record is from the annotation of a GenBank genome assembly. Lineage: Eukaryota; Fungi; Ascomycota; Sordariomycetes; Hypocreales; Bionectriaceae.